Molecule: messenger RNA, 2346 nt
Organism: Sporothrix brasiliensis 5110
Lineage: Eukaryota; Fungi; Ascomycota; Sordariomycetes; Ophiostomatales; Ophiostomataceae
Exons: 3
Coding region: 1-2346 (781 amino acids)
Molecular function (GO): protein binding
Source: RefSeq, a predicted model, not a curated record
AUGGCUUCCCGCCUCCCAUAUCGUCGGCCGGCGUCAUUCCGGCGCUUUGCGUCAAUACCCCGAAAUGAUGGCCUCUUUGUUGUUAUUCUCGGACUCUUCUUCUUUGUAGCAAACGCCACCGGCCAACAAGAUCCAAUCAACAACUUUUGCCGGCGUUUUGGACACCAGUCGGCCGUCGUCGACCGGCGCCUCUACAUUGAUGGCGGGCUCGUCAACUGGAACCCCAUCUCCACGUACCCGGGCAACUACUCCAACACGUGGCUGCUCUACCAGGACCUCGCCCGCGACGUCGCCGACGUGGGCAUGCCGCCGCUGUACGCGAAUUUGUCCAAAAACAGCAGCAUCCCGGACGUCAGUGGCGGCUCCCUGUGGGGCGACGAGGUCAACAAGUACCUGUACCUGUUUGGCGGCGAGUACUACCAGCAGCCGCCGCCGACGCGGUUUCUGCUGUACGCCUACGACAUUCUCAACAACUUUUGGGUCUCGCUGGGCCCGCCGCAGCCGGCGAGCAUUUCCCCCGUGUCCUAUGGCGCGGGCGCGGCCGUCUCGGAGCGCGGCGAGGGGUACUACUACGGCGGCUGGCUGUCCAACAACUCGGUCAGCGGCUGGGGCGCCGACAGCCCGCCCGUGGCGACGACGGGGCUCGUCAAGUACGACAUGGACACCAACAGCUGGACCAACAACACGGGGCCCGACGGCGUGCGGCGUGCCGAGGGCGCCCUGGUAUUCAUCCCCGCGGGCGACGGCGGCAUGCUCGUGUAUCUGGGCGGCAUCACCGACCUGUACGGCAACGGCACCGUGACGGGCCAGGGCCUCGACACAAUCUAUCUGUACGAUGUCCUGAGCUCCAAAUGGUACGCGCAGCACGCGUCGGGCACCAUCCCGGGCGAUCGCCGUCGGUUUUGUGCUGGCGUCACCUGGGCCGCCGACCAGUCGAGCUACAACAUAUACCUCUAUGGCGGCGCGUCCAUGCCGCCCGACACCGCCGGCUACGACGACAUGUACGUCUUGUCCCUCCCGACCUUCACAUGGAUCAAGCUGUACCCGACCGACGGCAACGUCACCGGCCAGUACCCUCACCACAGCCUCACCUGCAACGUGGUCUCGGGCGCGCAGAUGCUCAUCAUCGGCGGCACGUUCCCCCUGUCCGACGACUGCGACGUGCCGCAGCAGUGGGGCACGCACAACGCCGACCUCACCAUGGGCUUUGCCGCCAACAAGGCGCUGUGGCAGCUGUACGCGCCCAACGAGACGACGUACUUGGUGCCCGACGCGAUUGUGAGCGCCAUUGGCGGCGGGCCGUCGGGCGGCGCGACCAAGACGGCGCCGGCGGCCGGGUGGGACAGCCCGGACCUGAAGGUGCUGAUGACGCGGACGGCGUCAAUUGCCGCACGGACGCCGACGCGCAAUGUCGGGAGCAACGGCGGUAGCGGAAACGACAACAACAACAACAACAACUCUGGUGGAAGUCAUUUGGCCACGGGCGCCAUUGCGGGCAUCGCCGUCGGCGGGGCGGUUGCUGUCAUUCUGUUUGUCGCCGGCUGCUGGACCUGUCUGCGGCGGUACCGCGAACGGCGUCUCGGUGGUCAGGCAGGAGGCGGCGGCGGUGGCGGCGGCAACAGCCGCCCAAGGACGGAGGGGGAGGGUUGGUUGGGACGCCGUCGCCGCUACCGCCGCCCUUUCAACGGCCCGCCAGGUUUCCCGGUCCACGACCCCUAUUAUGGCGUGGCCGGCGCGCCUGGAACGGCCAUGAUGAUGAUGCACCCGCCGGUCCACCACGGCCGCUACACCGAUGCACCCACGCCACCCGGCGGCUGGUCUCCACAGCACGGCUCGCCGUACUCGCCAUACCCGCCGACCAGCCCAUAUGCCGUUGCGUACGCACAGCCGCCGAUUGAGCUUGCCGCAUCCAGCGGCAGUGGGUACAUGCACUUGACGCCCGUGGGGUCUGCACUGGACUCGGGGUCGAACACGGGUACAGGUGGAACCGGGUCGGGUUCAGGGACUGGAACGGGGAUGGGCACGGGUACAGGAAGCAGCGGUACUUACAAUGCCAGCCAACCGCAGGCGGUCGGCAAAUCACCCAGCGAUCACGGCAGCGGGCGUGGAGUGUGGACCGCGCAGGUCAGCGAGGUACAGACCCCGCCGCCACGGAGCAGCGUGGGCACCAAAGCUAGCGUAGGAGAACAAGGAUCACCGCGCCUCGGAGACCGCCGACACCGGGCCACAGGCAGUGAUGGCAGCUCGCCGCUAGCACGGGCACAAGAGCUGAGCGCCGAGGUGUUUAGCGUACAAGACCGGCCGCAAGGUUCAGGCCAGGUGCAUAAUACAUACUACCACAAGUAG